UAGAAAACUUAUUUUUCUAUGAAACUGACGCUCUACCAUCCGCGUUCUGGCUCUUACUAGCUCGCGAUUAUUUGAAAUUUUUUUACAUGGGUUACCCUCGCCUCUCAUGAUUUGUAGUAUGUUUAUCACAUAAGAUGUUCAAAUAUAUUCCCCUCUUCUUGGAUACAUAAUUCCACUCUUCGUUGAAAAUGUCUAAUGGUAUUUAAUAAUACAUUUCUUGGAAUAUUUCGACAAACAGUCUCAAUCUUUUCCAUCAUAUUUUCUCUACUAGUCGUCUCCUGCUUAUAAACGAUAUUUUUUAAAUAGCCCCACAAGUAGAAGUCUAGCGACGUUAGGUCGGGUGAUCGCGCAGGCUAUGAAACGGGAUCACCACGUCCAAUCCACCUUUCAUUAUACUGUCUAUUUAGGAAAUUUCUGACGAUCCUUGCAAAAUGUGGCCCUGCUCCAUCUAACUGUAGCCACAUUCUUUGCCUAACAUGUAUUUCUACAUCUUCAAGCAAGAUCGAUAGUUCAUAUGUAAGGAAGUGCAGAAAAUUUUCUUGGUUAACCAUUCCAUCAAAAAAAUAAGAUCCAAUUAAGUGGCCAUCAAUUAUACCACACCAAACGUUAAUAUUCCAACGAUACUGAUCGUCUAUUUGUCUUUGCCAAUGAGGAUUAACAUACGUCAUAGCGUGUACGUGAACCGACGACGCACGAAUUUAGGCUACACGUAUACGCUAUGACGUAGCGGCUACGUUUGUGUUAGUAAGUUCCGUGGUAAGUGGUGGUUCCCAUUUCCCACGAUCUGACAGCUCUGAUACUGACAUCAAUGGUCAAGAGUACAAGUGGUGAGACAUCAAUGUCUGUCGCUGAAAGAAAAUUUGUUGCUGAAGCUUGGGUAAAAGCAACAAAACGUACAACAUUUAAUGAUUCAAAUAGGAGGCGCUCCUUUUUCCGAUAUUAUCAAGCUUUGCACAUGGGACAAUUCCUUCAAUCAAUUGAUUAUAAAAUACCAUCAUUUUUAGUGAACACUGCAUGUGCAUUGGGAAUGGAUUCCUUUAUUGACCAGCACAAAUAUGUUUCCAAAACUUAUACUGGAUAUUCUUGCUGCUAGCAAAAAUGGAGAUAUGUUAAGAGUUAAGAAUAUACAGGAUAAACU
Molecule: messenger RNA, 1138 nt
Organism: Formica exsecta
Lineage: Eukaryota; Metazoa; Arthropoda; Insecta; Hymenoptera; Formicidae
Exons: 4
Coding region: 809-1093 (94 amino acids)
Source: RefSeq, a predicted model, not a curated record